AUGAUGGUUAGUCGUAUGGAAGCAGCUAACGGUUCUCCAUAUCUGAUACGGGGACCUUUCAAUACUGCGAUCGUUCACCCCGAAUUCCGAGCAAAAAUCAAGAAGUUUUUGCAUAUUACUUCUUCCUCUAAUACACUGGCCAAACUAGCUACCGAGAUUCAAAAGAGAUUUCUUAGAAUUUAUCCCGAUGAGGAGCCGUUGCAGAUUUUGAAGAUUCAAGAUAUCGAUGAGUGCGACCUCGACCCUGAUUACACAGUGUCUAUGAUUUUCGAUUCUUCUAACGUUGCGAGGGUUCUUGUGGCAAACGAGUUUCAAAGCGACGAUGUGGAAUCUUUAACCCAUGGCAAACGGAAAUUGGAAGGUGAUCUCAAUAAAGUGGUGAAGAAAAUCAGGCAGCGGCCAUCUGAGAUGCCUAACAUCUCCAGUAUAUGGGAUGACGAACCCAGGGAACGGGCUUCUGCAGUGGUCAAGAAAAUUACUGUUAAGAAAUCUGUUAGUGCUCGGGCCAAGACUCAUGCAAAUUUACCAGUUGCUGACGAUCAGUUGGAUCGUACGGUGGUAAUCGGGGAACCAAAGAAAGCCAAAAAUAUGAGAGUUGCCUCACCUAUUGUUGCUACAGGUUCUCCCAAAAGAAUCACUUCCGGAAUGCUAUCGGCAGCAUCUCAACCUAACUUGUCCAAAAAGAAUGCUGAGAAUACGAACAAAUACGAAGAUGCCGAAGAGAAUGAGGCGGGAUACCAAAGUUCAUCUACUGAUCCGAAGAUCGUCAAGAAACGUCGUGCUAGUGUUCCAAGCAAGGAUGAAUUGGCUAAGAAGUCCACAGUAUAUUUGAAUGGGUCUAAAGUUUCUACUGAACUUCGGAAAGAGGAAGAGAAGGCAAAAAGAGAGGACGCAGACGAGAAGAAGAUAUCUACGAUUGCUGAAGAAACAAUUGACAAAGUUUCUAAGGCUGCACCACGUAAGAGAGCCUAUAGAAAGAGCGGAAAAAAGGCAAUAACUGAAGAAAAGGAAGCAUUGGAACCGGCUGCCAAAAAGGCUAAAAUUGUGACCAAGAGAUCUAAAAACACAUCUGCCAAGACUACAAAGACUGUGAAGACUUCCUCAAAACCAACCAGAAAAACUCCUGAAAAGGAUGGAGAAGUUGCCACCCAGAAGCCGAUGUCUACGGAGACACAAUUGGCAGCAGACCCUGUUUUGGAACCAGAGGUGUUUGUUCCUGUUGUUCAAACGGCUGUUCCGACCUCUAAUUUGGUUGCCAAAUCAUCCUCUGAAGGUGAAAACACCGCAGGGCAGAUCUCGCUUUCAACUGGUUCUGCAGAAACAAAUAUCAAAUCUGCUCAUAUAUCUAAGGUUCUCACUACUGCUUCUGUGCCCGCUCCAGAUAGUUCUACCUUAACGGGGAAAUCAUUCCCAGACUCAUAUGUUAUUCCCUUUUCAGUCCCUGAUUUCGAGCCCAAUGCAAACAAAAAGACGAGUUUAGAAGCCAGAAAGCCCUUUGCAGAAAAAGCUGAGUCCGUACAGACUCCUGAUCAACCUGAGAAAAGGAAAAAACGGAAAUAUGUUAGGAAGAAUCCCAAGACAACUACUAGCAAAACCACAAAGAAGAGGACUUUAGAAGAAACCAAGAAUGCUACGCCAAUGCCAUUGACUACCACUGGUGUAACCUCGACGGCCCCAGAUGGUGCUAAGUCUAUUACGCCAGUUGCACUAGCCGUCAAGGUCGCUUCCACUAUGCCUGCCACCACGUCUCCAGUUUCUAGAAAAAGUACAGCCUCAAAAGGGAGGAAAGCCACAGCAACAGAAUUUCGCACUCUGGAUAUAACUCCGGUUAAGUCAGAUGGUAAUGCCACCGAUGUGUCUUCUCUUCUGACAGCUUCCUCUACUGUGAACGAAACAUUUACCACUACUCCAUCUUCUGUAGAGCAGGCCAAAAAGCAUUCAUCUAAAUUGACCACGAAAAAACAGCCAAAGGCACAUCGCACUACUAAAAAAGUGACCGUAGGCAAAAAGUUGUCUGAACCUGCAGCCUCUAAAGAGGAAGAUGCAUCGCAUACUUCACCAAUAAGUUUGCAAACGAAAGCUGUGGAAGGUUAUAAGUCACCAUCACUGAAGUCACCACGAACUGAGCAUAUUGAUGAUGAGAAGGUAGAAAAAACUCCAGCAAAAAAGGCUCGAAAGAAGUCCACCAGAAAGGAGAAUGGUGAUAAAUCUAAGGCCAACAAUAAGAUAAAGACUAAGCGCGGCAAGACGGGAACAGAGGAUUCAACUAUCGAAACAAGCGAAGCAAAGAAGGGUAACAGCAUACCUAUGGUUCUCACGUCACCUGAAUCUAGCCCCCUUUCUACAUUAAAUAAGCAUGGGAGGCCUCGCAAACGUCCACUUUUACCACAAGACAAAAGACUAAUAUCCAAAAAUGAUAUGAUCAAGAUGGUGAAUACAGAGAUCAAGCGCGGCCGAUCGUCAUCACCAAAAGCUGCAAGAGAGGAUGAAAUAAGUCCUGAUAUUGAUGCUGCAAAUAUAAUAAAGGGUGAACGAAGACGAUCAUCACCAUUCGGGAAAUCAUUCUCGACUUCUUCAAACGUUCCCGAAAGUGCUGUGAUUACGUCUGGUAGUGACUCUUCUUCUGAUUCUGAUGAGGCAUACGAUGAUGUAGAUGCCGAGGAAAGGGAAGAAGCCACUUUUUCCAAACGUCUAAGACUUGUCAUGAACCCGAAGUCUACAGCAAAUACUCUAAAGACGGCCAUCAAGAAGACCUCCAAAAGGAGAAAAAACUCUUCGGCGAAUGAAUCCAAGCAACAUGAAGUGUCUAAAGGCAAGAACCUCUUAAAAACAGUUCACUCCCAGUCACCGCCACAUUUAUUCAAGCCGUCUAAAACAUCUUCAUUGCCGAAAUUGUCAGAGCUUCUGAGUAGAGGACUUCCUGAUAUAAGGAAACCAGGUGUGAGCUCAAAGGAAUCGGCUCCUGAUAUUGUAAAUCUAGAUUCGGAUUCUGACUCAGAUUCUGACCUCGACUCAGAUUCGGAUUCGGAUUCGGACUCAGAUUCAGAUUCAAAUUCAGAUUCAGAUUCGGAUUCGGACGAAAAUACUGAAAAAUUCAACUCGUCAAGCUUUAUUGAUGCUAAGGCUGCUAGUCAAAUAAUUAAGAUGGGAAGGUCUAAAGCCAAGAACAAAAACAAAAAUAAAGGUUUUCUAUCUUUGCUCAAUGAUGCUAGGAAAGCUGGCAACAGGCACUAA
This is a messenger RNA of Brettanomyces nanus, 3234 nucleotides long. RefSeq lists its product as uncharacterized. The transcript has a single exon. Gene Ontology annotation, biological process: negative regulation of septation initiation signaling; rDNA heterochromatin formation. NCBI's taxonomy places the organism in Eukaryota, Fungi, Ascomycota, Pichiomycetes, Pichiales, Pichiaceae. The record is from RefSeq and is a predicted model, not a curated record. Gene Ontology annotation, molecular function: phosphatase activator activity; rDNA binding. The coding region runs from base 1 to 3234 and encodes 1077 amino acids. Gene Ontology annotation, cellular component: nucleolus.